CUGCUGGCGGUGGUGGUGCGCGGCGCGCCGUCGCCCGCCUGUCCGGGGCUGCUGCUGGUGGCGCGGGACGCCCAGGAGCUGCGUGACGUCAUGACCUCCGCGGCGCCACCUGCCAACGCCACACGCCCUCGCCACAACUCUUCGCUCAGUCUGCUCCGCCGCGACAUCCCGCCCGCGCCCGCGCCCGUGCUCGCCGUGCUGGCCCACGAGCCGCACCCCGAGAGCUGCCAGGCGCUGGCGCGCGCCCCCGAGCUGCUGGCGGAGACGCGGGCGCGCAUGCGCAGAUGGCCCGACCUGCGCGGGAGGGCGCUCGUCGUCCCGGCCUCCUACAUCCCCCCGUUCACCUACAACGAUACGCGCGAUGGGCUUGAGGACCGCUUCGUGCGCACCCUGGCGGAAGUGCUGGGGACGACGCUGACGCCAGUGGCUCUCAUCCCCACCAAGUACGGUUACCAAUGGGACGCCAUCAUGGAAAUGCUGCAAGAGGGCGUAGGCGAUGUCAGCGUGGCCGCCUUCCCCGCCAUCCAAGACGUGCAGAGGCAGGUGGAGCUGGGCUACCCGUGGGGCGCUGGCUGCUUGACGAUGCUGGCGCCGCGGCCGCAGCCUUCGUACGGCGGCGGGCAGCGCGUUCACGCGUGGCUGCGGCGGCGGCCGUGCCGCCUUCCCCGUCCCGUGCGCGGCGAGCGCAGCGGGCGCAGCGGGCAUCUGGAGGCGCUGGGCGCGCUGCUGGCCGCCGCCAACCCGCCCCCCUUCCCGGCGCCGCGCCCCAUCCCGCGCCGCGCGCUGCUGCUGCUGUGCAACGUGGCCGGCAUCGUGCUGGUGACGGCGUACAACAGCGGGCUGUUGGCGCACCUCACCGCGCCGCGCUUCCCGCCGCCCGUCGACUCGUUCGCGCACUUCCUGGCCGCCGGCCUGCACUGGGGCACCACCGUCCCCAUCCCCAAGGGCUUCUACAACCACGAGCGUCCGGUGGAGGUGGCGCUGAAAGAUCGCUACGAGCGGAUGGUGGACGCCGAGGAGCUGAGCGCGCGCGUGCGCAGGGGCCUGUUCGCGGCGCCGGGCCUCGAGGUGGGCGGCGUCUUCUGCCCCGUGGGCGCCCCGCCCGCGCGCCACCUGCUGCCGCGGCUGCGCGUCAUGCGCGAGUGCCUGCGCACCGACAUGUACGCGCUCGUCUACCCCAAGGCGGGGCUGGACGGGCACUGGCUGCGCGAGGCGCUGCGCCUGCGCGUGGACCCGGCGCUGCUGCAGAUGGCGCGCGUCUCAGCCCCGCACGGCCGCGCGUCGCCUUCCACCGACGCCGCGCCUCAGAAGCUGACGCGCGCCGCCCUCGCGCCCGCCUUCGGGCUGCUCGCCGCAGGGCUGGCCGCCGCCGCCGCGGCCGCCGUCGCCGAGCGCCUCGUCGCAAGAUGCGCUCGGACGCGCGCGCGCCUGUGGCGAGAUCGCUGA
Gryllus bimaculatus (two-spotted cricket) is the source of this 1446-nucleotide messenger RNA. Lineage: Eukaryota; Metazoa; Arthropoda; Insecta; Orthoptera; Gryllidae. The record is from the annotation of a GenBank genome assembly.